This is a messenger RNA of Phlebotomus argentipes, 490 nucleotides long. RefSeq lists its product as uncharacterized. The record is from RefSeq and is a predicted model, not a curated record. Gene Ontology annotation, molecular function: odorant binding. The transcript is spliced from 3 exons. NCBI's taxonomy places the organism in Eukaryota, Metazoa, Arthropoda, Insecta, Diptera, Psychodidae. Bases 29 to 448 code for a protein of 139 amino acids.
UACAAUAAUCUCUUAUUAAACACCAAUUAUGAAGCAGCUAAGUUUCGUUCUUCUGGCGAUUACAGCCUUGAUCGUGGAAAGUUAUGGUGCCACACCCGCCAAGAAAUGCAGGGAAGGAGAUUUAAGGAAAACUGAAGUGUGUAUUCUGCAUUGCGAAUAUUCUCAUUACGGUUUCGCCGGCAAUAACUUCAAGAUCGACGAGAAACAUACUAAAAAACUCACUGAUAUCCUAAUCCAAUAUGGUGGCGUUGCAAAGAAUAAAGCUAAAGAUAUACGCAGACAUCUGAGGAAUUGUGCGAAUGAGGCCUUAGCCAGAUCAGCUCUAAACAAGGACCAAAAAUGCACUAGAGUCAUUGACUACUAUCGUUGCGCAGUGAAAACUGAUCUCUUUAGCUACACUAGUUAUGCCACCGCUGUGAUUAAAUAUGAUAAAACCAUAAAUGUUUGAAGAUUAAUAAUAAUAAAAGGCAAAAACUAAAAUAUUGCGAGC